GCAAGCUUUGCCGCAGCUGACCUUUCUGGUCAGGAGACAGAGACUGAGAUGGCCAUGGACCGACUAGCCAGUGGAGCCCAGAGCAUCCCUAAUGAUGACAUUCCUGCCCACAAUGAGGGUCCGAGUUUGGAAGAGGAUAGCUUUGCUGUGGAGGAGAAGGAAGCCAAUGAGGAGCUGUAUACCUGGGAGCUGUCAGAAGGUCCACCCAUGGAACAGGCUGCUGACCUUUUCAGUGAGGACUGGGACUUGGAGCUGAAAGCAGACCAAGGGAACCCUUACGAUGCCGAUGACAUCCAGGGGAGCAUUUCUCAGGAGAUUAAACCUUGGGUGUGCUGUGCCCCACAAGGAGACAUGAUGUAUGACCCCAGUUGGCACCAUCCACCGCCACUGAUACCGCAUUAUUCUAAGAUGGUCUUUGAAACAGGACAAUUUGAUGAUGCUGAAGAUUAAACGUGUCACUUUUUGGCCUUGUGGGAGCUCCUGUGUUCUCCAGAUCAAGGCUUGUUUCCUGUGACUUCAGUGACAUGGCCUGUUAGAGGCACUGUUCCCAGUGUUCCCUCAGUGUGGGCCACAGACUGCUGUAGACUGGGUCCUGCUGCUCUCCCAUUUUGUUGUUACUGUUGUUAAUGGACUCUUUGGAGUGUGUUCACAUUUUUGUCUAUGUCAGAGUUGUGUCCUUUAUAAAUAAAGGAAGGAAAAAAUAUCUCAGUA
Cricetulus griseus (Chinese hamster) is the source of this 711-nucleotide messenger RNA. The record is from RefSeq and is a predicted model, not a curated record. NCBI's taxonomy places the organism in Eukaryota, Metazoa, Chordata, Mammalia, Rodentia, Cricetidae.